Messenger RNA from Alligator sinensis (Chinese alligator), 1146 nucleotides. RefSeq names its product cyclic nucleotide-binding domain-containing protein 2-like. The transcript is spliced from 13 exons. Lineage: Eukaryota; Metazoa; Chordata; Crocodylia; Alligatoridae. Bases 1 to 1146 code for a protein of 381 amino acids. The record is from RefSeq and is a predicted model, not a curated record.
AUGCAAAAUAUGUAUGAAGCUGGAACAAUAAUUAUAAGGCAAAGACAUGUACCAAAUGAAUGUUAUUUAGUACUGUCUGGAAAAUUAGAAGUCCUAUAUGGUGAUGCAAAUUUGAAAGCCCAACUUUUCACCUCUGAAAUGUUGUAUGAAGCUGAAGAAGGAGAUUUCAUAGGGGAAAUCUGCCUUUUGACUAUGACAAACCAUCUUACUUCAGUCAUAUGUAAAUCUGAAGUGGAGCUUCUAGUGAUAAGCAAAGAGGAUUUUGAUGCUACUCUUGCCAACGCACGCUUCGAACAAUAUCAUGGAACAUGCAACUUCCUUAGGAAACUCACAUUAUUCUCUUCAUGGCCAACAGAAAAAAUAGACUUUCUUGUUCAUUGCUCCCUACGGAGAUUUUACAGAUUGACAGGAACUACAGUUGUCCCAGACAGCUUGAACUCUUACUUCCUAGUAGUUGUAAAAUCGGGUCGAUGUCUGGUAGCAACACAAUUAAAUCAAGAGAGAAUUUCUGCACACUCCAGUAAAAUGCACAGUUUUUCUUCGCUUCAUAAAAAAUUUAUUGCACUAUCUUUGUUAGAAGAAAAGAAGGAUUUCGCUUGGAGGCUCUUGAAAAGACCUGCUGGGCUUUCACAGAAAUCUUAUUCGGCAACUCACAGAACCAACUGUAACCAAAUACCUAGAAGACUGAGGCCGCAGACUGCUGCAGUAUCAUGUUAUUCACUGAGAGAGAGAAAAUCCCCCAGUGAUCUGGAACAGAAAGAACCAAGUGAAAGAGAUGAUCAGACGAGGACAGUCAUCAAGAAACAAAAGGUAGCUUCAUCAGCUCCUCUGUUCCUGAAGACCUGGGCUCUGGAACAAGAGGGCAUUUUUGGCUUGGCUGAAACAAUGGACACAUUUUGUGGCCUGAAGUUCAGCUUGAUCAGUGAAGGAGCAGACUGCAUUUUCAUUCCCAAAAAAAUUUUUCUUGAGAAAGCACCUGACAAAUCCAAGAGAGCAGCUCUCGAGCUGGUGAGCACCUAUCCCACUGAGAAGAUGAUUAGAGAGAGUUACACCAGGCAGCAGGCUUGGAGCACUUACAAGGCUGGAGUUGUGGGAGAGCAGAUCAAGAGAUGCACUAGACCAACUUCAGAUCAUUUUUCUUUUUAA